Molecule: messenger RNA, 975 nt
Organism: Medicago truncatula (barrel medic)
Lineage: Eukaryota; Viridiplantae; Streptophyta; Magnoliopsida; Fabales; Fabaceae
Product: protein ALP1-like
Exons: 3
Coding region: 1-975 (324 amino acids)
Source: RefSeq, a predicted model, not a curated record
AUGAGUCCCAAAGCUUUCGUAAACUUGUGUACCUUAUUACGAGAUCACGGUGGGCUUACACAUACACGAAGAGCAUCUAUCGAGGAACAAGUUGCCAAAUUUCUUCACACAGUCGGACAUAACGUCAGAAAUCGUGUGUUGUCCUUCUUCUUUAGACGCUUAGGUGAAACAAUUAGUCGUCAUUUUCAUAGAGUAUUAGAUGCUUUGAUAGAAUUGGAAGACAAAUUUUUGAAACAACCUGAUGGAACACAAGUGCCUCCAGAGAUACGUAACAACAAUAGGUUCUACCCAUAUUUCAAGGAUUGUAUCGGAGCAAUUGACUGUACACAUAUACGUGUCAAAGUUCCAACAGAACUUGCACCUAGAUACCGUGGUAGAAAAGAUUACCCUACACAAAAUGUACUCGCUGCGUGCACAUUUGACUUGAAAUUUACAUAUGUCUUGGUUGGAUGGGAAGGAACAACAUCAGACUCAAGAAUAGUAAAGAGUGCUUUGACACGUCGGUAUCCUCUUAAAGUCCCGCAAGGAAAAUAUUAUCUUGCUGAUGCGGGGUUUCCUUUAAAGGCAUGUCUCAUCACACCUUAUAGGGGAGAACGUUACCACUUACAAGAAUAUUCUAGAAAUCCACCUCGAAACCCUCGCGAGUUGUUCAACAAUCGACAUUCAUCGUUAAGAAUGUCUAUUGAAUGUGCAUUUGGAGUGUUGAAGAAGAGAUUUCCAAUUCUGCAAACUUCAACUGAACCCACAUUUGGAAUUAAAACUCAAAAUAAAAUCAUUGUUGCUUGUUGCAUCUUACACAAUUAUUUGAUGACUGAAGACCCUAACCAGAAUCUAAUAGACGAGGUGCGUCACGAGCUCACAAAUGAAAGCGGUUUGCAAGAGGGACAUCAAGCUCAAAGAGAAAACAAUGAUGAUACAGCUAGAGGAGAGCUAGUUAGAGCUGAUGUUACUGGUUCAAUGUGGAUAGCUUACUAA